GCAAAUCUCAAUCUCUCUAUCUCUCUGAGUGUGAAUUAUGGGAAUGACUAUUAUUGGCACGAUACUAAGCCCCAUACUAGGAUGUUUUACAAUACAUGUGAUCGAUCCCAUCCGAGCUAAGUUUCAGGUCUUACGGAACCUUAGCCCGAACAUCGAAGAACUGGAGAACGCAAGGAUGAAGCUAGAUGCCAGGAGAAGGGACGAAGGAAGAAAAGUAGAAGAAACAAUGAACCAGGAAGGGGUAAUAAAAUCAGCAGAGGCAGAUCUCUGGUUCAGUCAAGUUGAUGUUGCUCUAUCCAACGCCAACAACCUACGAAACGAGUACCAGCAGAGUCAGAUCUCUGGUACUUCAUGUCCUAACUGCUUCUGCCGGUCACGCUAUCAGCUGAGCAAAAGAGCUUUGAAUCUCAAGCAAGAUGUACUUGACAAGUUGUUUGGGGAAGAACCAAGAUCUGGUUGGACGGUGGCUCCACCACGGCAGAUAGGGAGGAAUAUGAACACCGUUUCUAUCGAGGGACAAACAACAACAGAGAAAUUGAAAGGUGAGAUCAUCGAUUCGGUGCUCGACGAUAGGUAUGUUGCUGUUGGUUUGUUUGGUAUGGGAGGUAUAGGCAAGACAACACUUCUACGACACGCCAAUGAGCACUUUAGGAUGACCCAACGCUUCGAAUCCGUGAUUUUCACCACUGUGUCGUCCACACCCAAUUUCGUAGAAAUACGAAAGCAAAUUGCUGAAGGCUUCGGCUUGAGAAAUCGCGAAGAUGACGAUCUGAAAGAACAACUGUCUCGCCUUUUCGGAACAAGAAAGUAUCUAUUGAUAUUAGACGACAUGUGGGAGCCUGUUAUUAAUCUUGGUGAAAUCUGCAAUAUUCCUGAACCUAAGAAGGAGAACGGCUGCAAAAUAUUAUUGGCAUCUCGAUCAAAAGAAGUGGUUACAAGGUUUGUGAUCCGCUUUGGAGCAAAAGAUUCUCUUCGAUCCAUUCAAGUGAACAAACUCCAGCCUGGGGAAGCAUGGAAUCUUUUUGUUCAAAAAGUUGGUAAGGAUAUUACAUCCGAAACAGCAAUAGAACCUCUUGCCAAGGAAGUUCUUAGAAAGUGUGGUGGAUUGCCUCUGGCCAUCGUUGUUAUUGGUGGCACAAUGUCAACACGAAAAACAGAAGGAGAAUGGAAAGAUGCUCUACGUGAAUUGGAGCAGUCAGCUUCAAAUCUCGAAGGUAUGAAAGAAGAAGUAUUUGCAAUACUGAUGUUUAGUUUUGAAAAAUUGAAACCAAUUGAACAAUCCCUCUUCUUGUUCUGCUGUCUAUUUCGUGAGGACUACGAUAUAAACAAAUAUGACUUAUUUGAGUUUGCUGGGAUGCAUCGGCUACAAGAUAUUAGAAAUAAAGUAGAUGUUUUGGUUGCAAAGCUUCAAAAUUCAUCCAUGCUUGAGGACAGUGACUACUUUGAUGCAUUUAAAAUGCACGAUAUGAUGCGUGAAUUGGCUGUGUGGAUCACAUCUACAUCGAACAAUAAGUACCUCUCCAAGUUCAUUACAAAGGCCGGUAUAACUGAGGCACCUGCUGAUGCCUCAGAAUGGUGCAAGGCCACUAAGAUUUCAUUCAUGAUGAAUUAUUCUAUAGCAUCUUUACCUCAAUUGCCAGAUCAAUGUCCACAACUGCACACAUUGCUCCUUCAACGAACUCGUAUUGAGGUCAUCCCCCAAGUGCACUUCUUCGACCACAUGCCUGCACUUCAGAUACUAAAUUUGAGCUAUUGUGAUGAGGUAAAGAAUUUGCCGGCUUCAAUAUCCCAUCUAGUCAACCUUCGUUCGUUAAACUUAAGUUGGUGUUUUAAGCUACAGGAUUUUCCCCAUGGAAUUGGAAAGUUGGUUCAACUCAUAUCAUUAAACUUGUGGGCUUGCACAAGCUUAAGAAAACUACCAAUAGAGAUGAAAAAGUUGAACAAUUUAAGGCAACUAGACAUCGGCGAAACCAUAAUUCUUAAGAGGAUACCACGUGGGGUAUUAUCUGGAUUGCGUAAGCUAGAGGAGCUAAACACUAUCGGAAGCAGGUUAAAAUGGUUCGCCAGUGGUGUAGAGGAACUAUCUCAAUUGGUUAGCUUAUCUGAUAUUAGCGGCGAGAUAAGGAAAGCCAAUGUUUUCCAUUGGUUUAAGCCAUUCCUUAAAUCUAAACGCAUGCGUAGUCUAGAUUUGCGGAAUUGUACUAUUGAUCCUUCAAUUUUUCCGUAUCUUGUAGACCUUGAUGGAGAUGUGACAUUCAAGUCAUGUGAGGGUUUGACACACUUUCCAACUCAUGGCUGUAAAAUUCUAACUUUACAAGCUUGUCCAGAUCUCGAGAUAUUAUUGAACGUACAGGAAGCCGAAGGGAAUGUUUUUGAAAGCUUACGUGGGUUGAGACUUGAUCAACUGGAUCAGUUGCAGGCAAUAUGUACUGGGGUUCCACAACCUGGAUGCUUUUCUAAUAUGACAACUGUGCAAAUACAGGAAUGCCCCAAUCUAAAGGUGAUUUUCACUAAUGGUGUAACACGGUUGCUUAAGAACUUGCGUCUUUUAGAAGUAUUUCAAUGCCCUCAAUUGGUGAUGAUAGUAGCAGAUGAGGAUUUGGAAAUCAAUGCAUUUCCAAGUUUGAAGGAAAUGCGACUAUGUGAGCUACCAGAAUUGACAGACAUAUGCCAUCUUGAUUUGAAUUGGCCAUCUCUCUCUGAAACGCAUGUUUAUCUUUGUUCUAAGUUGAGGAGACCACCGUUUGGAGCCAAACAUGCAGAUAUAUUAUUAAAUGAUGAAAUGGACAGCCAGAUGACAAAGGACUAUCUAUGGGUGAAAAAAUGGGAAGAAGAGGAAGAAGAGGAAGAAGAGGAAGAAGAAGAAGAUGAUGAUGAUCAUGAAGAUGAAGAAAAGGAAAAAGAAGAAGAAGAAGUAUUUUAAUCAUCUUUAGUGCUAAGACUUGGUAAAUCUGACUCUCCAUAUCACCCAACGAUAUAGAUUUUUUUUUUUUAAUUUAUUUAUUUCUAAUGUAUAGUAUUCAUUCUAUCCCUUUUAUUCUACUUAUAAUAUACUGUUCUUUCUUUGUAAUUUGUGACCUGACUAUUUUACCCUUUGAUAGUGACAAUUGUUUUUGAGGAGGAGAAAUGUUAGGUAAUUUAGUAUGAACAUUUACAUUUGUCUAAAGCUUAGAUUCUAAAUUAACUGUGUACCUCACCAAUCAAUGACAACAAUUCGUCAAAUUGAGGUGGGAAGAAUAAGAAAAGACUGUUGGCCAUAGUAGGAUUCAGAAUUGUCCUAGGAGUUCAGUGGGCAGCUCUCCUCCAAGUUCGCCAUGAUUGAUGUUACGACCCCUGUGGUUAAAUCCUUCUGAUUCAGUCCGAUAUUAAGAUCGAUUCAAAGUAGUGGAUGCACUCUUUCCUGAGCUUUAUACUGAAUGA
This is a messenger RNA of Macadamia integrifolia, 3420 nucleotides long. Its product is annotated as disease resistance protein RPS5-like. Gene Ontology annotation, molecular function: ADP binding; protein binding. The transcript is spliced from 2 exons. The record is from RefSeq and is a predicted model, not a curated record. The coding region runs from base 38 to 2923 and encodes 961 amino acids. Lineage: Eukaryota; Viridiplantae; Streptophyta; Magnoliopsida; Proteales; Proteaceae.